AUGAGGAGCCUCUGGAAGCUACCCAAGCCCUCAGCCUUCCGUGGCCCCAGACAGGAUGCCUCUGGGGAUGCAGACAUCUCAUCUUCGUCCCCGAAAGUGUGUGGACCACCCCGCUUCCCGAGCAAGUGCCUGGGUGAACCCGGACCUCACCGACCACCACCCUUGAGACAGCAGGGGCGGAGACCCCGCGCGGGGACGUCACGGGACCGGCUGCUUGGGCGCCUUCGGAGCGGGCCCGGGCCGGCCCUUCCCCUCCCUGAGAGCCGAAUCCCUUCCUCGCAGGACACCGAGCCUCCGGCCCCACGGGUGUCAGGACAGUUCAAUGAGGACAUGAUCCCCACGGUGGGUUUCAACAUGCGCAAGAUCACCAAAGGGAACGUGACCAUCAAGCUCUGGGACAUUGGGGGACAGCCCCGAUUCCGCAGCAUGUGGGAACGCUACUGCCGAGGCGUGAGCGCCAUAGUGUACAUGGUGGAUGCCGCCGACCAGGAGAAGAUCGAGGCCUCCAAGAACGAGCUGCACAACCUCCUGGACAAGCCUCAGCUGCAGGGCAUCCCGGUCUUAGUUCUCGGUAACAAGCGAGACCUCCCAGGAGCUCUGGAUGAAAAGGAGCUGAUUGAGAAAAUGAAUCUGUCUGCCAUCCAGGACCGAGAGAUAUGCUGCUACUCCAUCUCCUGCAAAGAGAAGGACAACAUUGACAUCACCCUACAGUGGCUUAUUCAACACUCAAAGUCACGGAGAAGCUGAGACAGCGGCGCUUCUCCCUCGGACCAGGGACCGUGCUCAUCUACACCUGAAGCCGAGCUCCCGCCCUCCCCUUCGUCCCCUAAGCGCACCCUCCUCACUCUGGGGAGGGCCCUCUGGGGCUCCCCAAUCCCAUUCUGCUGAGGUUUGAACUCCUGUUUUUAUUGUAAAAUAAAUCGCCCCAUCUGGGCCCCCAGCCUCUCCCCUCCGCUCUCCUGUGUCCUCGCCCAGCCCCGCUUCCCUCCCCUUGACAGCCCUGGCUCCCCGCCCUUGCCCCCCUUACUUCCUCCUCCUCCCUUUUCAACACUCUCUGUUAUUGUCCUGUGUGUACAGUAUAUAUAUGUAUAUAUAUUUUAAUUUUUUAAUUUAAGCAAAGACUAAAAUCAACCAUUUGAUGCUGCAGGGGCCAUUCAGGGUCUGGGAGGGGGCAGUCUGGAGAGAAGGGAAGACAUGCAGGGUGGCCUUGGGGCGAGUUCACAUCUGGAAAGGCGGAGGCUGGCACCUGGGGCAGGUACCAGCCUGGGCACUGGCGGCCGCCCCGUCCCGUGUGUCUCUGCAGCCACAGGCCGAUGGGAGGUCCUAUAGGGGCCUCCUCUCUUCCCCCAGCCUCGGUGGGGCCCCCAGGCACAACAGGUGCCAGAGACCACCAGGCCUAGGGCAGGAAGCCAGGGCCCAUGCUGCCCAGCCCGACACCUGUCCCAGCCCCCAGCUCUGCCCUGCCCAGGGCCCCACCUCAUUUUCUGUUCUCAUUUUGCAGAGUUGCACAAGGAGAGAACUCAGCAUGGGGGGUUGGUUCUUUGGAUUUUGUUUUUUGUUGUUUUAUUUGUUUAAUUUAAUGAUUUGUAAAGUGAUGUUCCUCUUCCUUUUUUACACUUUUCAGCUCAUACUUAACCUCUGUUUGGAAAAUGAUUCUUGUAACUGUACAUUUUUUGCCUCCUAAUAACAAUAAAUUACCAA
Fukomys damarensis (Damara mole-rat) is the source of this 1701-nucleotide messenger RNA. RefSeq names its product ADP ribosylation factor like GTPase 8A (gene Arl8a). Gene Ontology annotation, biological process: protein transport; anterograde axonal transport. The record is from RefSeq and is a predicted model, not a curated record. The transcript is spliced from 10 exons. Gene Ontology annotation, cellular component: lysosomal membrane. Bases 1 to 747 code for a protein of 248 amino acids. Gene Ontology annotation, molecular function: GTP binding; GTPase activity. NCBI's taxonomy places the organism in Eukaryota, Metazoa, Chordata, Mammalia, Rodentia, Bathyergidae.